AAUAUCACAUGCAAUAUAAUAUACUCUUUACUCCGUAUACAAAUCGGUAUAUAUAUAGAUCCCUCGCAUAUAAGAUCGUGUAUAGAGUAGAGAGGGAUUAGGGAUAGAUAAGAUAUUGGAAUGAUGAUCACGUGAAGCUGUAUGCAUGUGAAGCUAUCAAACAAACUCUGUUAAUCAGCACUGCCCUCUUUCAUUUCAUCAGUUGGUCGUCCAUCCCAUUUCCCAACCAAUAAUGGAUGGUUUCCCUCACAGAUUUAUCUCUUCUCCUCUGUAGGCCCACCGGAACCAAUAAUGAAGAAACAGGGCUGUGAAGUCGAAGCACUAGGCAUAAACUACACUAUCCCCACUGCCUCACACCCACGCCGGAGCUCCACUCAACCCCGCCGCUGCGCCGGAGUUCGCGUCGUGUUGAAGGAUGUUAGCUGCCGGGCCAAGCCGUGGGAAAUCCUCGCCAUCGUCGGCCCCAGCGGAGCCGGCAAGUCAUCUCUGCUGGAGAUACUCGCCGGGAAAAUCCGACCCCAGACCGCUUCCAUUUUCCUGAACCGGAAGCCGGUCGACAGGGCGAGGUUCAAGAAGCUGUCGGGGUACGUGACGCAAAAGGACACCCUGUUUCCUCUGUUGACCGUCGAGGAGACGUUGACUUUCAUCGGCAGGCUCCGGCUGGGCCUCCCCGGACGGGAGCUGAGGUCGAGGGUGAAGCUGCUGAUUGAAGAACUCGGCUUGAGCCACGUCGCCGGAGCUCGGGUCGGCGACGCGGAGAGAAUCCGGGGGAUCUCCGGCGGAGAACGGCGGCGCGUUUCCAUUGGCGUGGAGGUUAUCCACGACCCCAGAGUUCUGAUCCUAGACGAGCCCACCUCCGGGCUGGACAGCACUUCGGCGCUGCAAAUCAUCGACAUGCUGAAGCUGAUGGCGGAGACCCGGGGCAGAACCGUAAUUCUGAGCAUCCACCAGCCCGGUUUCAGAAUCAUGAAGCUCUUCAACUCAAUCCUCCUGCUGGCCAACGGAACUGUCCUCCACCAUGGAACCGUCGACCAGCUUACGAUGAGGCUGCGCCUCAUGGGAUUGCACCCGCCUCCCCACGUCAACGCCCUCGAGUUCGCCAUUGAAUCCAUUGACGCAAUCAUUCAAGAAGAUAAAGAAGAAGAAAAAGGAACCCAAAACAGUAGUUGUAAAACAGAGCUGAAAACAACCCAGACCCUUCAAGAGCUCUUUCAUCAAUCCAAGGUGGUUGAUGACGAGGAAUCCGCCGCCAUCACUGAUGAUGAUGAUGAAGAGUUCAUUUAUAUUUCUGGGUUUGCGAAUUCCAGGACGAGGGAGACGAUGAUUCUGACUCAGAGGUUCUGGAAAAACAUAUACAGAACAAAAGAGCUUUUCGCAUUCAGGAGUGUUCAAAUGCUGAUUUCAGGCGCAGUAUUGGGAUCAAUCUUCUACAAGCUGGAAGAUGACUUGCUGGGGGCAGAAGAAAGGGUGGGAUUAUUUGCAUUCAUAUUGACAUUCCUGCUAUCAAGCACAACAGAAGCUCUUCCAAUAUUUUUACAGGAAAGGGAGAUAUUGAUGAAAGAGACAUCUAGUGGGAGUUACAGAGUCUCUUCUUAUUCCAUAGCCAAUGCCUUAGCCUACCUCCCAUUUCUCCUCAUCCUCUCACUUCUCUUCUCGCUCCCGCUGUACUGGCUCGUUGGAUUAAACCAAUCUGGGUUCACCCCUUACCUCAAUUUCCUCUCGCUGAUAUGGCUGAUUCUCUACACUGCAAACUCAGUGGUGGUGUGUUUCAGCGCUUUGGUCCCCAACUUCAUCAUCGGGAACUCGGUUGUGUCGGCCGUGAUGGGCUCUUUCUUCCUGUUCUCGGGUUACUUCGUGUCGAAGAACGAGAUACCGAAGUACUGGAUUUUCAUGCAUUACAUAUCUCUGUUUAAGUAUCCGUUUGAUGGGUUCUUGAUAAACGAGUUCUCCCGGCCGGAGAAGUGUCUGCAGGCGGUGUUCGGGAAAUGUGUGGUUAGUGGGGAGAAGCUGAUGAAGGAGGAAGGGUAUGGAGAUGAGAGGAGAUGGAGGAAUGUGCUCAUCAUGCUCUCCUUCAUCUUUCUUUACAGAUUCAUUUCCUAUGUUAUUCUCCGGUUUAGGUGUUCCCAGGGAGGAGGGAUAAUCAGGUGGAUUUUUCUUCCCAAGAUGAUCAUGCCGGCGCAGCCAAGGUGAUCAGGAAAUCUAUAUACAAAGUAUUUAUCAUAUCCCAAAUCCUAUUUAGACCCAAUCAAGAACGGGUUUUUCUGUUAUCUGUUUUUGGAACCGUUACAAAAGUUUUAACUAAUGAAAUCGGUUCGGUUCUUGUGUAAAAAAUCAAGAACCGUUAUGGAACCGAACCAAUACUAAACGGUUCGGUACUCAUUUUUAUCGAUUUCUCGAAUAAUUUUUUUCCUCAUCUAAUAAAUGAGCACAUUAUUUGCUUUCUAC
Cuscuta europaea is the source of this 2445-nucleotide messenger RNA. The record is from the annotation of a GenBank genome assembly. NCBI's taxonomy places the organism in Eukaryota, Viridiplantae, Streptophyta, Magnoliopsida, Solanales, Convolvulaceae.